Messenger RNA from Ilex paraguariensis (yerba mate), 525 nucleotides. The record is from the annotation of a GenBank genome assembly. NCBI's taxonomy places the organism in Eukaryota, Viridiplantae, Streptophyta, Magnoliopsida, Aquifoliales, Aquifoliaceae.
AUGUCACGCUUCCAUUCAAUAAAUGGAGUCUCUGUGGAAGCUUGCAUAUUUGUUGGCACUGGCUCCUGUAACUCUGGUUUUGAGUGUUGUAGCUGUGACAUUUGGUUCCACAUUUCGAGCUUUAACUAUGGAAAAGAAAUGGAGCGAAACUGUGAUUUUUCAAAAGCAUCCAUUAUUUUAGAUAAUAACCAAGCACUAAUGAGCUGUUGCUGCCUGCUUUUGAUGUUCUACUUAUUCUCCUUUGUCUCACAACGCCUCACUGCAUUCACUGCACAACACCUCGCUGAUGACAAACUUUUAAGAUUUUGUAAAUUGUAUUGUGUUGGUUAUGCAAUCCCUUCCUUCUAUACUUUUGCACCACUGCUAGGCUCCAGCGACCAAGGCUCUUCGUCGUCUUCGAUCAAGCUCAGCACCACCACCGUCGUCUUCGACCAAGGACUCUUCGUCGUCUUCGACCAAAGACUCAGCACCACCACCGCCACAACUCCAGCGAUUAGGCUCCAGUCCAAGGAUCUUCGACUGUAA